This is a messenger RNA of Prunus armeniaca (apricot), 324 nucleotides long. The record is from the annotation of a GenBank genome assembly. NCBI's taxonomy places the organism in Eukaryota, Viridiplantae, Streptophyta, Magnoliopsida, Rosales, Rosaceae.
AUGGCUCCCAAACCUAUACUUGAGAUGAGCCUUGGCUUGGCAAGAGAUGUGCUCAACCUUCACGAUCACUAUGAGGAUAUCAGGCCUACCUUCAAAACCUCUGAGUUCUGCAAGGCCACCCAUGAAGCCACCAUGGCUGAUUAUGCAAAACAGAAGGCAGAACCGGACCAAAUGGUUACAAGUUAUAAAGAAGCUAAGGCCAUUGUUGACAAGCUAGAGAAGCAAAUUGAAGAACUCCAAAAGGAACUGGCAGAAUGUAGGGAGGUGCAGAACAAGCUUGGGGCUAGACUGAAUUCCAAAACCAAGGCUACCUUUCUCAUGUAG